Fimicolochytrium jonesii is the source of this 1300-nucleotide messenger RNA. RefSeq lists its product as uncharacterized. Gene Ontology annotation, biological process: regulation of transcription by RNA polymerase II. Gene Ontology annotation, cellular component: mediator complex. Bases 155 to 1039 code for a protein of 294 amino acids. Gene Ontology annotation, molecular function: transcription coregulator activity. NCBI's taxonomy places the organism in Eukaryota, Fungi, Chytridiomycota, Chytridiomycetes, Spizellomycetales, Powellomycetaceae. The transcript has 4 exons. The record is from RefSeq and is a predicted model, not a curated record.
CGCGUCUGGAAGUUCGCUCAACGAGUCCUUCCGACAUUGCCCUCCCGUCGCCUCCCGUUCGCAAUGACAAGAACCUGUAGGCGUUAAACAUAAGAGACAAGCUCGGGAACCCUUGUUUGGCUGGCAGGACGGCUAAGCACAGGAAGGCACGGAAAUGGGGGUGACGAGUCUGGUCUUCCUCCCCUCUGCCCCCCUCUCCCUCGUCAACCCGCUCAACAAUCGCCUCACCGACACCUUCGACUUCACCGAAACCGACGAAACCUGGUCCCUCACAUGCCGCUCCUACCGUGACCAAGUCGACGCGCGGCUGCGUUCCGCCUCCACCACCUCAUUCACCAACCCCGCGACAUCAUCUUAUACACCGAAAGUGCAGUAUGUCCUCACCCAAGCGCAUGUGGAGGGCGUGUUUGCGAUGAUUGCGACGGUCGGCGGUCGUGCGGCGGUGCCGGUGAUGGAUAUCACGGGUGGUGAGCAGUGGAAGGAGAGCGGGAUUGUGAUCGAGAUGGAUGAGGGGUAUGAGAUGAUUUUGGGAAAGUUGAAGGGGUUGUGGGUGAGGAGGCAGGAGAUUGCUAUUGAGGGAAUCAAGUACGAGCGCGGAAACUAUGUAAUCAGGGUCGGGAGCAUGAAGUCUUACGCGGGUCGUGGGAUGUUCAUCCAGGCCGAAGACACAAACCCAAAUACACCCCGCGCCGAAGCCUUCCUGGCCCUCCGCAUGCUCCUCCGGCAAGUCCUGCGCGGUCUCCCGGGGGUCAACGACAUGGAAUUGAGCAUGGCGCUGCAUGAGCGGGCGGUAUCAAAAGGUCAGAAUCGGAUGGGGAUCGCAAGGUAUGUCCCACCUCACACCUCUUUCCGUCUCGCGUUGGUAUUGAUAUAUGUCGUGUUUGGAAUAAGUGGUAAACAGGCGAAUGAUGUGGAUGGUCGGGAAUUCGAUCCGGAUUGGCAUGAGUAUGCGGCGGUUCGGUUGCCGAAGGAGACGUUUGGGAGGGCGCAUGAGGCUUAUCAGUUCUUUCGGCUGUUUCGGCAACAUGGGCUGCUGUGAGGAGGAUGCGACGUGCGGCGUAUUCGGGUAAUUUGAGACCUCUUGGACAAGCAGCCGAGGUUUCAACGUCGAGCGUGUUUGCAGCGGUGCCGGAACAGAUUUCCCGCAUCGCGAAUGCUUUGUAGAUAUCCACGAUCCAUCCAUGGAAAAGUCCCGGUCGCAGCAAUGGUUCAAUACGGCUGGCUGACCCCGUCGAUUACACUUCCCAUAUUUACAUUUCCGACAAGUAUGUACAAAUACACAGCUAGUAGACAACCGAUA